AUGGGAGAACAAUCCCCUUCUCAACCGUCGACUCAUCCCCAAAGUCGACCACAAUCCCCCAAACCAGAAACCGAUAACCUAAUUCCGCCGGAAUCCAGCGAGUUAUGCAUCGAAUCAGCCGGAGUUUCCGGUUCGAUCGUUUCAUCUACCACCAUCGACGCCCAACGGAUCACGGAAUUGGGCAAUGUGUCGUCUCCGCCUUCCAAAAUCCCCCUCCGUCCCCGGAAAAUCCGGAAGCUUACACCCGACGGAAACGCCGCCGGGGACUUGACUCCCCACGGCGAAGAAUUAAACACGGAUGAUACCCCCACCGAGACAACCUCGCCGCUCGCGAAGUCUGCGAAAUCUUCCACUAAGGGCAAACCGUCGCAAUCACGCACUAUAACGGUGCCGAGGAUCCAAGCUCGGCCUCUCACAUGCGAAGGCGAGCUUCAGGCAGCGAUUCACUAUCUCCGGAAUGCGGAUCCGUUGCUCGCCGCGUUAAUCGACGUCCAUCCGCCGCCGACAUUUGAGUCAUUUCCGACUCCGUUCUCAGCUCUGAUACGCAACAUCCUCUACCAGCAGCUCGCCGCGAAAGCCGGAAACUCCAUCUACACACGGUUCGUCGCUCUCUGCGGCGGCGAGAACGUCGUCGUCCCCGAGACAGUCUUAUCCUUAAAUCCACAACAGCUUCGUCAAAUCGGAGUCUCGGGACGGAAGGCGAGCUACCUCCACGACCUCGCUAGAAAGUAUCAAAACGGAAUCUUGUCGGAUUCCGCGAUCGUGAACAUGGACGAUAAGUCUCUGUUCACGAUGCUAACGAUGGUUAACGGAAUUGGAUCGUGGUCUGUUCAUAUGUUCAUGAUAAAUUCUCUUCAUAGACCGGAUGUUUUGCCGAUUAACGAUCUCGGUGUUAGGAAAGGCGUGCAGAUGCUGUAUCACUUAGAGGACUUGCCACGGCCAUCGCAGAUGGAGCAGAUUUGUGUUAAGUGGCGGCCGUACAGGUCAGUGGCUUCGUGGUUCUUGUGGCGGCUCAUUGAAGCUAAGGGCACACCGACGAGUACUGCUGCAGCCAGAGUUGCUGCUAUGUCGUUGCCGUUGCCGCCAUUGGAAGACAUUCAACACGAUCAUCAACAGCAACAACAACAACAACAGCAACAACUUCUGGAUCCUCUUAAUAGUGUCUUCACUAUCGGGGCGUGGGGACAAUCGUAG
Messenger RNA from Microthlaspi erraticum, 1194 nucleotides. Lineage: Eukaryota; Viridiplantae; Streptophyta; Magnoliopsida; Brassicales; Brassicaceae. The record is from the annotation of a GenBank genome assembly.